AUGAAAUCAUUCAUUCCCGUACCGGAAGGUUCAGAUUUUCCUAUCCAAAAUUGUCCUUAUGGCGUAUUUUCCACUAAGGACAACCCAAAACGUAGAAUUGGCGUCGCUAUAGGAGAAUCGAUCCUGGAUUUGUCCGCAGUAGCUCAUCUUUUCGACGGGCCAGCUCUUACAAACCAUCAGGAUGUCUUCAAGCAGGAAACGCUCAACGCCUUUAUGUCUUUGCCCCGUGCAGCAUGGAUAGAAGCACGUUCUACCAUCCAGAAACUUCUCAGCGAUAACGUGCCAACGCUGAAAGAAAAUCCAGAAUUACGCCCGAAAGCUAUUGUCAGCCAAAAGGACGCUGUCAUGCAUUUGCCGGCGAAGAUAGGAGAUUAUACUGACUUCUAUUCAUCGAUCUACCAUGCCACCAACGUUGGGAUCAUGUUUCGUGGGAAGGAAAACGCUCUGAUGCCAAACUGGAAAUGGUUACCAGUCGGCUACCACGGUCGCGCCUCAUCGAUCAUCGCCUCCGGCACACCGGUCCGUCGACCACGUGGCCAACUAAAACCAGAAGGAGCAACUGAACCCACCUAUGGGCCUUCACGAUUGUUGGAUUUCGAACUCGAGAUGGCAUUCUUUGUUGGUGGGCCCGCAACUCAACUCGGUCAACCGAUUCCAAUAGAGAAGACCGAGGAUCACAUUUUUGGAAUGGUUUUGAUGAACGACUGGAGCGCUCGUGACAUUCAAGCUUGGGAGUACGUCCCACUAGGUCCCUUCCUCGGCAAAUCCUUCGGCACCACAAUUUCACCAUGGGUAGUCUCUAUGGAAGCAUUGCGACCCUACAUGGUUCCAAAUCCAGAACAGGAUCCUGCUCCAUUGAGCUACCUUGUUCAUUCUGAUCCGUACAGCUUGGAUAUUAACCUUGGAGUGACAAUCAAGCCAGAAGGAGGUGAAGAUCAUUCAGUUUGCAAGACUAGUUUUAAGCACCUUUACUGGACGCUAAAACAACAGCUGGCUCAUCACACAGUAAACGGAUGUAACGUGAAUCCUGGCGAUUUGAUGGGAUCUGGGACCGUUUCAGGACCUGAAGAAGGUGCGUAUGGCUCAAUGCUUGAGUUAUCGUGGCGAGGAGCGAAAACUGUCCCUGUUGGCGAUCAAACGAGGAAAUUCUUACAGGAUGGUGAUGAGGUGAAUCUCAUCGGAUACUGCGAAAAGGACUGUAUUCGUAUCGGAUUCGGUGAAUGCCGUGGAAAAGUACUACCGGCUCUUUAG
Molecule: messenger RNA, 1251 nt
Organism: Necator americanus (New World hookworm)
Lineage: Eukaryota; Metazoa; Nematoda; Chromadorea; Rhabditida; Ancylostomatidae
Exons: 11
Coding region: 1-1251 (416 amino acids)
Biological process (GO): L-phenylalanine catabolic process; L-tyrosine catabolic process; homogentisate catabolic process
Molecular function (GO): fumarylacetoacetase activity
Source: RefSeq, a predicted model, not a curated record